This is a messenger RNA of Pseudo-nitzschia multistriata, 1431 nucleotides long. Lineage: Eukaryota; Bacillariophyta; Bacillariophyceae; Bacillariales; Bacillariaceae. The record is from the annotation of a GenBank genome assembly.
GUAGGCGGCCGGCUGGGCAAAAGCUGCUCAGCGGGGGGAAAACAAGAAGCACAUGAUAGCUGUUUGUGGAUGGAUCCUGGUACAAGAUGUACACAAAAAUGCUGUAGAAAAUCGUGAAUCAAGGUUUUUGGUCAAAAUAGAAGGGUUUUGAUUCUGCGUUCAAAAUUGUACUGGAGCCUAGUGUCUUUACCUCUACCUGCCUCCAGCGUGCUGAUACAUCGUGCUAAAUUACAGUACUGUAAACUGUUCUUUCAUUCCAUCGAAAAACUACUCGGUUCAAAGCAACCGACCAUAGGAAUUGCUCCAGUUCAAGCACUUCCACUCAACCUUUUCUAAUGUAAGUGAUAUCAAUCGAUAGCUCUCUUCAAUUGUCGAUUGAAAACGUCUUGAAAUGUAGCAAAAAAGCAAGUGUAACCGAUUUUAUUGCGUGUUCAGUGUAGCUUCUUUUUUCCGACGACUGCUUCUUCCGACGUCGGCAAGCAGCAACAUGAGCAACACGAGACGCCCUUCAGGGGCCCCUGUCCCCAGCCUUCCACUCACGAAAACUAAUCCCCUCUUGACAACAGCAUUUCUCACGGGAAUCAAAUCGUGACGGUCGUCCGAGGUUUCGUUUCGAUUUGAUCGGAAUCGUUUUUUAACCCGUAACAUAACGCCUUUCAACACAAGAGCAGGCUACUUCAAAACGUACAUAUCUUCUUCGCAUCAUGCCGAGUUUCAACAGAGUCACGAUACUAGCGUUCAUGUUUGCUUUAGCAAACUGGGUUCAGGUUGCUACCUCCGCUCAUGAAAUAGUGGGCGAUAUCAAUGUCAACCGCCGCCAGCUCCUAGGACGAAUCGAACUCGUCAUGUUCAAAAAGAUCACGAUGACUAUCUCUGGAGACAGCAUUUCAAAAUGGUGUGUACAGCUGACGAUCCCAUCCUCUCAAUUUGAUGGCAAAAUGAUAUGCAGCAUUCAAGGAAUUUCUGAAGAAUUUAUUAAGUCUUUUCAUCCUAUUUCUGGGCAAUCUGUGAUGAAGACUACGGGUGCUUAUCUCCAGAGAUCAUUUAUUACUUCUGAUUUAGAGCUAGCUAUUGCCGAUGAAGCAUCCGUAAGCAUAGAAAAAUUGUCAGAAGACGACGCCCGCUACCAUGGACGAACACUUGAUAACAACAACCCAGGUCCUGCUCUCGGCACAAAAUAUCUUUUGGUUGCUCGUAUCAUCGAUAGUACUGGGUCUCAGCCUUCAGUUGAUGCAAAUACAAUGCGGGAUCUUUUAUUUCGAAAUUCUUUGUCUGUCAAUUCACAUUAUUCUGCCUGUUCCAGAAACCAAUUGGACAUCCAACCUGCCCCCAUUGGCAAUGGUGGAGUCGUGGACGUUUCCAUCGAUGUUGCUGCAAAAGGUGUAAAUGUUGAACAGGCAAGUCAAGACGCUAUAAAAAAACAAUACAGUG